This is a messenger RNA of Rotaria socialis, 1755 nucleotides long. The record is from the annotation of a GenBank genome assembly. Lineage: Eukaryota; Metazoa; Rotifera; Eurotatoria; Philodinida; Philodinidae.
AUGGCUGCUGCGAACAGAAUGCAACGUUUGGCCACAUGUCCUAUUUGUUUGGAUACAUUUCGUCUUCCAAAAGUUUUACCAUGUAUGCAUACAUUUUGUUUAACACCAUGCUUAACAAAUUUAGUCGAUCCACGAGCACGCUCGUUACGUUGCCCUGAAUGUCGUCGAGAACAUGUGAUUCCACAAGGUGGAGUUCAAGCAUUUCCUUCUAAUUUAACUAUGAUUGGAUUUCUUGAUAUUCAACCAUCAACAAAUAUCAAUCUUCCGGAUCGAUGUUGUCGUUGUAACGCACAAAAACAAACUCUUGUAAAUUGUCAUGAUUGCUCGAAUUUUUUCUGUACUGAAUGCCGAGAGCCACAUUUACGUGAAACAUUUCAAAACAUCAAUUCUUCUGUCAGUCAAUUACGUCGUACUUUACCCGCAUUGAGCGAUAAAAUUACUUCAUAUGAACAACGAGUUAAUAUUGUUAAAACAAAUCAUGAACAAAUUCGACGAGAAAUAUCAUUAGUAAUAGCUACUUUAAUUGAUGAACUAAAGCACCGUGAGACAGCAUUAUUGACUGAAGCUGAAGUUUAUAUGCAAUCACAGUUGAGAACAUCUCGUUUACAACAAGAAACUGGUGAAGUUGAAUUAGCAAGUGUAGCAAGUUUUUGUGAAUCAGUAGGAGCAGCAUUUGCGAAUGGACAAUUUGUCACUGAUGUUGAUUUAGCAAAUAUGCGAGCACAAUCUAAUCGUUAUUCACAACAAAUUCAAGGUGUACAAACACAAAUACCAUCUGAUGUGCAGAAGUUAAGACUUGUAUUUAAUGAUCAAGAAGCUAUUUCUUCCGCUAUACAAAAUUUCGGUCGAUUAAUUGAUACAUCUCAAGAACAGCGAUCUCAAAUUUCAACAAAUCAAGUUGCUCAAUUCCAACAACAACCACAACAACAACAACAACAACAACAACCAAGAGUCUCUACUGUAUUAAAUCCUCCAUAUGCCACAACAGAAUAUGUUACACCAUCAAGAAAUCCAUCACAAUGGCAAGCCCAAUCUCAAAAUGGUCAGUACCGACAGUUAGAAAAUCUUUAUUAUUCUCGGGGUAACAUAGCAUCACAAACUCCUCUACUAUCACAAACUAUUGGUUAUCUCCCUACGCAAAUCGGUCCUUCUCGCAGCGCUAAUAAUCUAUUUGCUGAUCUGAAUGCAACAGUACCUGCUCGAACUAGUACAUCAUCCUAUACAGCUUCAUGGGAUCCACAAGGACUUCAUCGUUCAACAUCUACUGCUCAAUCAUCCUCCAUCUUUGGUUCAAAUCCAUUUGCAGCGGCUAACAAUCGACAAACUCAGCCACCGCCACCACCACCACCACCAGCACCAUCAGAUUCAUCACCCAGGCGUAACUAUGUUACAAGCACAACAGCAGCACGAUCGCUUGAAGGAGAUGAUCGGCCCAUCUUUGGUGGCAGGGGCAGUGGUGGUGAAGGUGGAAGAGGUGGUGCUAUAGUCGGACGAGGAAGAGGUCGAACCACCACUAUUCCCUCAAUUCAAGAACAAGUACCUUCAACAAACGAUUUACAGCGUCAACGUACAUUUAUACUUGAUCAACCUAGUGCACCUAAUUUACCUCAAUCUGGUGCUCAGAAGCCACGUGAUACAGUGAUUGUUCGAGACCUUUAUAAUGUUCGCCGACGAAAUCGUGCUCAAACACCGGUGGCUUUUACUAUUGAUCUCAGUCAACGAGAACAAACGUCCACAGAUAAUAACACUGCAUAA